AGUAAUAGCUUCAUGUCAUUGAUGUACCCAUCGGAAUGCAUUCAUUGAUUAAUCAGGGGUUCUUUUUGCGGCACCCUAUAUUACACACUUUCCAUCAUGCCAUCUUCAGAACCGUCGCAUUCGUAUCCUCCAGUGGAAGUAGAAGAAGAGGAACCUGCUACAAAAGCUAUGCCAGGUUAUCUAGGUGGUGCUUAUAAUGGCGUUUGCAAUGUGGUCAACGGUGCUUUAGAUAGAUAUCUUGGAACGGGUGAGCCAACGUCUUCAUCUAGCACAAGCGUUGUAGAACCGUCAAUCAAGGAGGGAGAAGUGCAAAAGAACGAAACAGUCGAACAAGAUUCAGUCACAAAAGACGAUUCGAAGAACGGCAAAGAUGCUGAGCCUGAGACAAUCGUAAAGGAAGAAGAAAGUGCCAAAGUUGAAGAAGCAAAAGUUCAAUCUACCGCCGAAAAAGCAGUUGAUGACGUGAAACAGAUGGCACAUCAAUCUUAUCAAUCAGCCGGAAAAACAUUUGAUGGCGUAAAGCAAAGAGCAUUUGAAGCCUACGAAAAGCUUACUUCAUCCAGCAAAAAACAAGUCAAUGAUGGCGUUCAAAAGAUCAAAGAUGCUGCUGGAGCUAGUCAAAAAGCCAUCAAAAGAGCUUCUUUGAGACCAGAGAAGAAAAAGAGCGAUGCUUGAUUUGUUUACCUGCUCGGAGCUAUUUUCCCUUCCCGUUUUGUACAUACCUUUCUCAACCGUACCAAUGCGAGCGAAUAAGUUUUGUCGACAU
Meira miltonrushii is the source of this 766-nucleotide messenger RNA. RefSeq lists its product as uncharacterized. The record is from RefSeq and is a predicted model, not a curated record. The transcript has 3 exons. Lineage: Eukaryota; Fungi; Basidiomycota; Exobasidiomycetes; Exobasidiales; Brachybasidiaceae. The coding region runs from base 97 to 675 and encodes 192 amino acids.